AUGAUCUACAAUUCAAACCCCCUAUUAACGCCACCAUCAACCACACACUACGCGUUCACUGGACAUCUGCGAGCGGGGCAGGAGAAGGCUAUUGGAGGUGUUCGUGUGGUGCAUUCGACAUAUCAAACUGGUUCAGCUAUGGAGCACCCGACUGGGCCAUAUUUCGCAGAAAGUGUCAUUUUUCUUCUUUCCAUGCUCUCAUAUUGCGUCUUCAGCGUUCCAGUGAAAAGCAGCGGUAAAAGAAAUCCUGCAAAUAAAGGAUACUGGUAUUCUAUGCGAUUAGCCAACCCUCCGCCAUCUUCGUCCCUGGUUGGCCUGUACGGAAGGCAUGCUUCUCAUAUGCUUCUCCAUACUCUCGCCUCCCAAGGCUGGAAUAGCCCUCAACCCCUCCAGGCGCGAACCAUAUACGUCGUCUUAUACGUCUUGGACGGUCAACCUCCAGAGGAAUUUCACCCUCCGGUUGCCCCUGUAGAGCAGCGAUGGUGUCCCGCCGAUUCUGAUCUCAUCGUGAGACGACUCAAAGUGAUAGCUCCUGAAGUCAACAUCGCGCAGUUUGGACUGUAUGAUCCUGAGACAGGUAACUGGACCAACCGAGAAAGCCCGUUUGUAGUCGAACCUGGGGAGACUUUCUAUAUCAGAACUUUGGAUGUUCAAGUCUGUUUGGGCCUCCCUGAUCCAAAAGACCCUACUUCUCCUGGAUUUACGACAUCGACACCUACCACCCCAUCAAAGCGUUCCCGGACAGAUUCCAUGUCCUUUGAGGAUUCCCCUCCCAGUCGGAGAUCGCAUAGUGGUGGCAGUUCGAGUAGCCAGCGCAGCGCAGGCAGCCGGAGUGGCCGUCGCAGCUUAACUGGUGGCGUGGGUGGCCGUCAUAGUGUCACAAGCAGCACGGCAUCUCCCCAAUUGCCUCUGGAGUUCAAUGCUUUUCCGUUUGGAAGGUUACACGGUGAUUCCGGUGGUGCAGACGGUCCAUCAGGCAAUGCGGCUGUUCCCUCCUCAGGCGAUAUCUUCUCCAGAGUCCCAGGCGGUCGUACAUUAAGGGAAGGAGCAUCAAGAUCCGGUGGUCACUCUAUCGAUAUUCAACCCGGAUUUUUGUCUCCAUGGCUGACGAUGUAUGUUUGUGAUAUGGAGUAUGGUUUUCAAGAAAUUCAGAGGCUGCAGGAUUUGGAUGAGGCUGCUGGUCGUUUGCCCCGGAGAAUGGAGUACUACUUCUCUGAAGUAUUUAAUACGGAUGUAAAGUCCUUUCCUCUUGUUCAUGGUAAUUUGGCUUAUCCUCCUUUGGCAGAAGAUUCCCUACGUGGAUGGCACCUUUCGGCGGAACAGAAGAAUAUGGAAUGCCAUCCCUGA
Desarmillaria tabescens is the source of this 1347-nucleotide messenger RNA. RefSeq lists its product as uncharacterized. Lineage: Eukaryota; Fungi; Basidiomycota; Agaricomycetes; Agaricales; Physalacriaceae. Bases 1 to 1347 code for a protein of 448 amino acids. The record is from RefSeq and is a predicted model, not a curated record. The transcript is spliced from 5 exons.